Molecule: messenger RNA, 633 nt
Organism: Guillardia theta CCMP2712
Lineage: Eukaryota; Cryptophyceae; Pyrenomonadales; Geminigeraceae
Exons: 1
Coding region: 1-633 (210 amino acids)
Biological process (GO): glutathione metabolic process
Molecular function (GO): glutathione transferase activity
Source: RefSeq, a predicted model, not a curated record
AUGCCCUUCUGGCGGGCAGAGGUCUGCCGCCUGGCUCUCUUCCUCGGCGACGUCCCCUUCGAAGACAUCAGGCUGUCAUACCGUGAGCUCCUUGCUACCGCCGGCCCCAUCGCCCCCUUCGGCCAGUUUCCCUUCAUGGAGGUGGACGGCAGGAGGAUAGCGUACACCGGAGCCAUGGCGAGGUAUUGCGCUGACGUCGCUGGGCUGACGCCCGAGAGCAAGAGCGAGGCUGCGCAGGUCGACAUGAUCAUCGAGGCUUGCUCGGAGCUCACCAACGUGAUCAGCGUCAGCAUGCGCGAGGAAGACCGGGAGAAGAAGAUGGAGAUGCGGUCUAUCCUGAGGGAGGCGACGCUGCCCAAGUGGUUCUCCUACCUGGAGCUGCAGCUCAAGGCCAACAAGAGCAACGGCUUCUUCGUGGGGGACAAAAUCACAGUAGCGGACAUCGCGGUCUGGAGACUGCUGGGCUGGAUCACGAGUGGCCUGCUGGACGGGAUCCCGACGAAUGUCUACAAGAACUUUCAUGCUCUGACCGACCACCAGGAAAGGCUCGAGAGCGACUCUAAGAUCCGAGAGUGGAUGACUAACCAUUAUGCUGCCUCCAGCUACAGCCCAACGGUCUCUGACAAGAGAUGA